AUGCCAUCAGGACCCUUGUCGGCAUCACCGCAACCCCGCGCGACUGGUGCUGUUUCGACUCCGAAGCGUAAAACCAAAUUGCGGGAAGACAAAGAGAACGCCGAAACCAUCGUAGGAGACGAUUAUUUGCCUCCUGAUGACCUAGAUGAUGCGAAAACGACGAUAAACGAUCCUGUAGGGGGAAAAGUGUUCCCAUCGACUCCCGGCGUUCGUAUCGAGCUGGAAGACCUCAUUGGAAAUACUGAAGAUGCGUUCAAUUGUCCUCCGCCGCUAGGCACGCCCGGAGAUCAUGUCCAUUGGCAGAACGGUCCAACGAGCUCAGAUGUGUCUGCAUCGAUUGCUCAGCCAACGCAACGAAGUCGAAAGCGAGCUCGCAGCUCCUCGCCGGCGUCUUCCCAACUCGAACGCUCGGUGCAUUUCGACGGCCCAGUAGUUGCAGCAGACACGAACAGGCCGCACAAAGUCUUGAGGACACCGAACAAUGACCCUACUCAAGAGCUGUGGAAGCGGUACAUGAAUGCAAAUGGCUCAAGAAAUGCAGAUGGCGACGCCCUGCCUUCCUUUGUGCAGCUGCCACCAUCAUCGCCUAUGACUCCUAGCACAGGCAGCAAGGAUAGUGGGCUGAGAAGGACCGUAAGCUGCGGCGUUGAAUGGCCUGCAUCGAAGCCAAAGAGACGCAGAGUCGAGGUUGGCGAUUCACAUGGUCGCACAAAGGACAUUUUUGCGGCUUCGCGAAGGGAAAUUCUGGCGAGGGACAUGCCCAAGAACUCGCGAGUUACUAUACUAGUGGAGAAGAUACAAGAAAGCCUCGCCAGGCAGGCUCGUACCGACGACGAGCCGUCAAGUUCUUCUCCGCUCCCAGAGAAACAUUCCCAAAUGCCGCCCUCCCAAGUAUCGCCCACGCGCUCACCCUCGAAACUCAGAAGCCACUUGCAACAGACUGCAGAACACGGAGAUCCUGACGCACCGGAUCCGGAACUUGGACACACGGACGGAGCCGUAGCAGAUGACUUCGACGACGAUGACCUAGAUCUGGACUUUUUCGAGGAGAUAGAGAAGGGCUUUUCUCAAGUAUCCGUAUCGCGGAGGGUGUCUGCCUCUAUCAACAACUUUGAUGGCCCUCAAGACAUCCACCAAAGGCCACUGUCACAAGCAGCUACCCGGCUACCUGGAGUCCAACCCAACAAACAUCCUGCUCAGCAGCCGUCUUCGCAGGUUUUCGAGGACAAUUUUGAUGUAUUUGACGAAGAUGAUGACACUUUUACCAACGAGAUGGAAAAUCUCGUGGCCAAGAUUGACUCUCAAGGAAAGAGCAUUCCGCAUGAGCCAGCCCAACCACCCACAGAGAUCUCGGACGAGCUCCCUACCAUUGACGGGUUGGAUGGCGUUUUCGAUGACGGUGAUGAUGACGAUGACAACCUCCUGCUCCAAAUAGCAGACGAUUUGGAUCAUGCAAACCCCACGGCAGGUACGGCUAGCCAAAAAUUCAAUGCAAGAGCUAUCAAGCGAUACCUCAUCGUGGACGUUUUCCUUCGCCAAUAUGAAACGGCUAAUGGCAAGAUGCGACCAGAGAAGAUGCUCUCAGUCACGGAUGAGCGAACGCAAAACAUGUACAUCAUCAUGUUACGCCAGUCCUGGUACGAUACUAGAUGCACCAAGGGCUCUUAUGCUCACAUCAUUGGCGAAUUUGAUCGUUUUGGGCAGUGUAUCGUUGACGAUGCCGACAACAUGAUCAUCCUGCACCCUGACCAUCUCAUAUCGGCGACUGUGGUAGGAGACUCUUUCACAUGUACUCGUCGUGCAGCAUUGCAAGAUCGAGUCAAGGCCACCAGCCGAGCUACACCACCACAAGUAUAUGGCCACAUAAUCCACGAGAUGUUCGGAGAAGCACUGCGCCUGAAUCUCUGGAGCAGAGAAAGUUUCGAUCAAAUCAUCCAGAAGCUGUUGCCUACCUAUCUUGAGGCAUUGUACGAGAUUGGUGUGACCGUCGCUAACGCCCGGGAGUACUUACUGGGAAAGACCCCAGAACUCAUUGGCUGGGCGAACGUAUUUAUUGGUGAUGCUCCGGUAUCAGAUGCCGCGAUUAGGGAUCGCAAUGGUGGGCUUGUGCCAACAGCCAUCAACAAGCUUCUGGAGAUCGAGGAACAUGUAUGGUCGCCCAUGCAUGGCCUGAAGGGCAACAUUGACGCUACAGUGCAAGCUACGAUGCAGAUUCCGGGCGUCAGAGCGCCCAAGACUCUUGUCGUACCGCUUGAGCUCAAGACGGGCAAAAAGGACAAUGUUGAGACGCAUCGAGCCCAGACAGCCCUCUACACCCUCCUUCUCUCGGAUCGAUACGAUGUCAAUGUCACCUGCGGAGUAUUAUACUACAUGGAGACAUCGAAGACUUUUAGAGUGGAAAGUGUACGCAACGAGAUUAGGCACAUGAUCAUCGAGCGCAAUGAGCUUGCUUGCUACGUUCAUGACAAGCUCGACCUGCCCCCUAUGCUCAAGAAGCCUUACCUUUGCAAGGCUUGCUAUUCGAAGACCGAGUGCUUUACCUACCACAAGCUGAUUGAUGGUGGAGAUGCUGAGAGCAGCGGUCUCGGAGAGACAUUUACGGAAAUGGUUGCUCAUCUGAAGCCGUCCCACUCCGAUUUCUUUCGCAAGUGGGACGACCUACUCACGAAGGAGGAGCGAGACACCAUGAGGUUCAGACGAGAGCUCUGGACUAUGCUCAGUACUGAACGUCAAGCUCUCGGCCGAUGCUUCGCCAAUGUUGUCAUUGAGCCCGGAUCUGCCCGAGAGAACAAGGAAAGUUCGAAGAUCAACCGUUUCGAGUAUACUUUCGUCAAGCAUAAGCAGGAGCCAGCCUUCUCUUUCACAGAAUCUCAAAUCAACAUUGGGGAACCAAUCGUUAUCUCGGAUGAGAAAGGCCACUUCAAUCUCGCCAGCGGCUACAUCACCAAUGUCAAACCGAAGCGUGUCGUCGUGGCGGUGGAUCGCAGAUUGCAAAAUGCGCACUGUAAAGAGCGUGAUUUUGAUGCUGAGACAAAUCAGGCAUUCACAGGACUAAUGGAAACAAGGCUGGACGGUACACCACUGACGCAAGAUGGCAAUCACAAGUCGACACGGCUGUACCGCAUUGACAAAGACGAGUUCGCCAACGGCAUGGCUACUGCUCGCAACAACCUGAUUCGCAUAAUGGAGAAGGAUCUUUUCAAAGCACGUGAGCUGAGACAACUCAUCGUUGACAAUGUAUCACCGGCUUUCCGGGCAUCAACGCCGAAAUAUUCCAUUGGGGGUCCAGCAUCACAACAGCAUCUCAAUAUGGACCAGAAGCAUGCCAUCGAGAAGGUGCUCAGUGCAAAAGACUAUGCACUCGUACUAGGUAUGCCAGGUACCGGCAAAACCACCACAAUUGCCCACAUUAUCCGAGCCUUGGUCUCGCAAGGAAAGUCCGUCCUCCUGGCGUCAUAUACUCAUACAGCGGUUGACAAUAUCCUCCUGAAAAUAAAAGACGACAGGAUUCCGAUCUUGCGCAUUGGAGCAGUCAGCAAGAUCCAUCCCGAAGUCAAGGAAUUCGCGGAUUUGACAGGAUUACCGAAGAAGACUAUUGAGGAGUUGCACAGCUCAUGGCACGACAGUAAAGUCGUGGCUACUACAUGCUUGGGCAUCAACCAUGGCCUCUUCAAUGCUCGCACAUUCGACUACUGCAUAGUCGACGAAGCGUCCCAGAUCACGCUACCAGUAUGUCUCGGACCGAUCCGACAUGCUCAGACUUUCAUCCUGGUAGGAGAUCACUACCAACUCCCGCCUCUAGUUCAGAACAAAGCUGCACAGGAGGGCGGUCUGAACGUCAGUCUCUUCAAGCUCCUGUCUGACGCUCAUCCGACCUCUGUCGUCAAUCUCGAACACCAAUACCGCAUGGCAGAAGAUAUCCAGCUUCUAUCUUCCCGACUGGUCUACAGCGACCGCCUGAAAUGUGGCACUGCCAACGUCGCCUCCAGAGUCCUUCACAUACCCGAUCUUGAAGGCGGACUGUCCGCCUAUCACCACGGUAAUGUGGAAACCCUCGUUCGCUCGCCUACAGCCCAGUCAAUCUGCACUAGCGGUCCGUCAUGUUUCCUGCGCCAUGCCCUCAGCCCAGCCAACCGCUGCGUAUUCCUCAACACGGACACUCUGACGCCUGCUAACACGGGUCAUGAGACCGCCGCCGGCGCACGUAUUACCAACAGCGCCGAGUCGUCACUCAUUUCUCAACUCGUCACUGUGCUCAUCCGGUCUGGCGUCUCACCAUCCAGCAUCGGCGUUAUCACCUUCUACCGCUCGCAACUCGCCCUGCUGAAACGCGAUAUCAAGGCACAUGCCGGCAGCGCCGCCGCCAGCGAUGUUGAAAUGCACACUGCCGACAAAUAUCAGGGCCGCGAUAAGGAGGUCGUGCUACUCAGUUGCGUGCGCAGCAAUAAUGAGGGCAAGGUUGGGGAACUGCUGAGGGAUUGGCGGAGAGUCAAUGUCGCUGUGACGAGAGCAAGAAGCAAGCUUGUUCUUGUGGGCAGUAAGAGCACGCUGCAGAAGAGCGAGGUGGCAAUCCUUACCGGAGUAGUUCGCAUCAUGAGCGAGAAGGGCUGGAUCAAGGAGCUCGAAGGGAGCGUUGAGGCAUCCCACGUGUUCCCUGUUCUGCCCACACAGACGCAGACGCCUAGGAGGCUUAGGGAUGGGCCACAAGUGAUGACCCGGCCGCGGAAUGGGGAUAUCUUGCCAUUGAAGGUGUGCAGGGCGACCGGCAACGUCAGCCCAUCCAAGAAGAGUGCAGUGCCAGGUGGGGCGUUCAAGCAGCCGAAGAGGGUGGUGGAUGGAAAGACCACGAGGGUGCAAAUGAUCGUGGAGAAGAGUGCAGUGCUCAAAAAUGUUCUGAUGGAAGAGGUUGGCGCAGGGCAGGAGAACACUGGCGUGGCCUUUGGAGGCGUGAUCAACAGCAGCCCCUUUCUGGAGGAUUUUGAUAUGGAUAUUGAUGACGGGACGCUCUGA
This is a messenger RNA of Cyphellophora europaea CBS 101466, 5010 nucleotides long. RefSeq lists its product as uncharacterized. The transcript is spliced from 3 exons. Gene Ontology annotation, molecular function: single-stranded DNA helicase activity; 5'-flap endonuclease activity. The coding region runs from base 1 to 5010 and encodes 1669 amino acids. NCBI's taxonomy places the organism in Eukaryota, Fungi, Ascomycota, Eurotiomycetes, Chaetothyriales, Cyphellophoraceae. Gene Ontology annotation, cellular component: cytoplasm. The record is from RefSeq and is a predicted model, not a curated record. Gene Ontology annotation, biological process: replication fork reversal.